Molecule: messenger RNA, 1534 nt
Organism: Branchiostoma floridae (Florida lancelet)
Lineage: Eukaryota; Metazoa; Chordata; Leptocardii; Amphioxiformes; Branchiostomatidae
Product: protein N-lysine methyltransferase METTL21A-like
Exons: 6
Coding region: 60-818 (252 amino acids)
Biological process (GO): peptidyl-lysine methylation
Cellular component (GO): cytoplasm; cytosol
Molecular function (GO): protein-lysine N-methyltransferase activity
Source: RefSeq, a predicted model, not a curated record
CCCCCCUCCCGACUGUCAGUCACUCUCUAGCUAGCUGGUCAGAUAGUAACGUUAGGACAAUGGCUGCAGCGGUAGAUACAGCACCAGGGGCACAUGGACAGGAAAAUAUAAGUGACGAUAGUCUGACGUGGGUUGAUGUAACAGUCGGAACACAGCUCAUCAAGGUGCUGAACUGGGAUGAAGGACGUCAGGGCAUUAUAACUUUGAGUGGGCAGCGUCUUUGGCCAUCAGCAAAGUUACUGGCCCUCCUGAUGCACCAUAACCCUGACAUCCUGGAAGGCGCCAAGAAUGUUCUUGAACUUGGAGCCGGUCUGGGAGUGGUGGGCAUCGCUGCAGCCAAGAUGGCGGGUCACGCCAAGGUCAUGAUCACGGACGGGGAGGACAGUGUCGUGGAGCUCUGCAGAGAGCAUCUCAGGAGGAACUUCGAAAAGGAUCAGCCUCAGUGUGAGAAGUUAUUUUGGGGCGAGGGUCUGGAGGAGUUUAAACAGAAGCACGGCACGUUUGACCUGAUCCUGGGCUCGGACGUGGUGGAGGGGGAGGAUUCCCUCCCGCCCUUCCUCAGUACCGUGAAGGAGCUGCUCAACUCAUCGCCCACUGCCAUGUGCCUGCAGACCUACGUGGAGAGACCGUACCUCCCGUCUAACCUGAUAGCUCGGGAAGCGGAGGCCUGCGGACUGUCCUACACCUACAUAGAGUGGGAAAACCAGCCCUGGGCGCACCAGAUGGUCCAGACGAAGGACCCGAGCAGAUGGGACAGAUUUUCACCCUUAUGGGCCAAGAUCAGGAUCAUCGCCUGGAUGAAACCGCUGUCAUCUUAAGCUAUGCAAUAUUUACCGUUUACAAAAUGUACAUCAAGAACACUAUGCAUUUAUCGAGCUGGCCGAACAUCAUGCAAAUGAGGACGAAUGCCAAGGUACGGUGUAGAACUUGUGGGCCACCUAAGAAACUGGCCAAUUUCAUAUCACAGUACGUCCUAGAUUGAAUACCAAGAUGAAAUGAAGAUAUGGAGUAUACAAACUAGCGCCUCCAGAUUCAACAUUUCUAUACACAACAUAUAACAUUAAGAAUGCAGUUGUACAUGGACAAGAUAGAAAACGUAGGAAAUUUAUUUGACCAUUCAUAGCAGAAACUCAAGAAUCAAAAUAUUUCACUAGAAUAUGUACAUCAAUGCUAGAUCUCUGUUCUUCAAAUAAUGCACUGAAAAUAUGUACAGCAUAUGUACUAGAUUGCUGUUCUUCAAAUAAUUCACAAAAAGAUAUGUACAUCAAUGCUAAAUCUCUGUUCUGCAAAUAAGUUCAACAUUUCCAAGCCAGUGUACUAUUUACCUUUUCGGCAAGAACGACUCUAACUGAAGGGAAACCGAUAGAGAUCAACAAUGCACCAACAAACGUAUGUAUAAGAUACAUCAAGUGGUUUGCACAUAUGUACAGAUGAUCACAAAAUGCCAACUGUUUCGUUUUGCCCUGCGUAGAUUAUUUUUUUGAUAUCUACAAGACUCAGUCUCCAACAUAUUCAAUAAACAUGACACAUUGGA